AGUAACUUACUUCAUGAUUGUUGAGCAACAGUUCCUUUUCAAAAUAUUCAAUAUUUUAUUUUAAAAUUAUUUCUAUUUCCAGACAUAAAUUAUCAAACUUUUAUACAUAUAAAUAUUUUGAAUUUGAUUAAUGUACUGUUAAUUAGUUCUUCAAACAACAUUUUCAUUAAACCAUUAUACAAUAUUAUAUUGGUUUAAACUACUACCUACGCUUGCUGAUUACCAAUGCUAUUAUGUCUUUGAAUGAAAAAAAUGCUUCAGAACUUGAAUUUCAACAUGUUCAUGACGUUUAUGAAAACAUAGCAUCACAUUUUAGUGAAACUCGACAGAAACCUUGGCCGAAUGUUGUUAAGUUUUUAAACAAAUCUAAACCUGGUUCAAUUGUCUUAGAUGUUGGUUGCGGAAAUGCUAAAUAUUUUACUAAUACUUCUGAUAUAUUCCAGUUAGGUUGUGAUCGAAGUACUCAAUUAGCUCAAAUAUGCAAAAAUCGUAACCAUCAAGUAUUUAACUGUGAUUGUCUUCAAUUACCAAUACGUUCGAAUUGCGUGGAUUUGUGUAUUAGUAUAGCAGUUCUCCAUCAUUUGGCCACAAGCGAUCGACGUUUAAAAGCUUUAAAGGAAAUUAACAGGGUACUAGCAGUCGGAGGCCAAGCACUUGUAUAUGUGUGGGCUAAAGAACAAUGCAGAAAUCAAAACUUAUCUACUUAUUUAAAACAGAGCAAGAUUAAUAAACCUAAAGCUGUGUCAACACCUGAAGUAACUAAAGAAUUUUGUGUGGAAUCAAUUGACAUUAAUCUACCAAUACAUACAAACCGUUCCAAUUUUGUACAUAAUGACUUGCUAGUUCCAUGGAAGUUGAAUCAAAAGAAAGAACAAGAAAAUGAAUCUAAAACACAUCUAAGAUAUUAUCAUGUAUUUGAAGAAUCUGAAUUGAAAUUAUUGUGUGAACAAAUUGAUAACUGUAAAGUGAUUGAUUAUUAUUACGAUCAGGGUAACUGGUGUGUAAUAUUUGAAAAAAUUACAAUUUAGUACUUGUA
This is a messenger RNA of Acyrthosiphon pisum (pea aphid), 1036 nucleotides long. RefSeq names its product alkylated DNA repair protein alkB homolog 8. The record is from RefSeq and is a predicted model, not a curated record. The transcript is spliced from 3 exons. Gene Ontology annotation, cellular component: cytoplasm; nucleus. Lineage: Eukaryota; Metazoa; Arthropoda; Insecta; Hemiptera; Aphididae. Gene Ontology annotation, biological process: tRNA wobble uridine modification; tRNA methylation. Gene Ontology annotation, molecular function: S-adenosylmethionine-dependent methyltransferase activity; tRNA (5-carboxymethyluridine(34)-5-O)-methyltransferase activity; tRNA binding. The coding region runs from base 234 to 1028 and encodes 264 amino acids.